Messenger RNA from Lytechinus variegatus (green sea urchin), 977 nucleotides. Its product is annotated as PEST proteolytic signal-containing nuclear protein-like. Gene Ontology annotation, cellular component: nucleus. Bases 246 to 731 code for a protein of 161 amino acids. The record is from RefSeq and is a predicted model, not a curated record. The transcript is spliced from 5 exons. Gene Ontology annotation, biological process: protein ubiquitination; proteasome-mediated ubiquitin-dependent protein catabolic process. NCBI's taxonomy places the organism in Eukaryota, Metazoa, Echinodermata, Echinoidea, Temnopleuroida, Toxopneustidae.
CAUCAUCAUCAAAGUGUUGCUGCCCUCUCGAUUUCAUUAAGGGAUCUAAAUAUGCCAGCUUGCGACCGUACCGAGUCGAGACUGAACAAAAAGUUGAUAAAUUCACGGAACUGAUUGGACUACUUUCAGAGCCACACCCUUCAGCGCCACACCCCUGUAUCCACUCCGCCUAAAUGUUCACAAAACUCCUAGAUGCACCAAUCUUUGCCUGUUGAGACAUUUACCCAACCUCGACAGGUUGCACCAUGAGCGACAAGGAAGCCAUCUUGAAGCGGAAGCCGUCAGAUGAACAAGGAAAGGAAGGGACAAAGAAGUCCAAGCUAUCCUUCAACAUUGGACUCAAGAAGUCUUCUGCAAUUGCAACGGAAAAUAUUACCAGUGAUGGGAAGCCUUCUCUCAGCAAGCCCAAAAUGAAGAUAGCUCCGGUCUCUAUUAAAUUAGGAGCACCGAAACCAAAGGAGCCCGAAAAGAAGAAAAUCUUAAAGCCAAGUGGUACAGCAGCUCAAGCUUUUGCAGAGGAAAGUGAUGAAGAAGAAGAAGACAUGCCGCCUGAAGCUAAGAUGAGAAUGAAGAACAUCGGCAGGGAAACACCCACCUCAGCGGGACCAAACUCUUUCAACAAGGGUAAGAUGGGAUUCAGUAGCCCCUCGGCCAAAUGGAAGACGCCCCGCCUAAAGUCCAGCGCUGAGCAGAUCCGACAAGAAGAGCAAAAGCCGGAUGGCAGCUCAUAGCAUCGAUGGGAAAGAGGGUUAUGUAAUAUAUUUGUGUUAUAUCCAUGUACAGAGAGAGAGAGAUAGAGGGGGGGGAGUGUACAUAAUAAGCCCAUAUUUUGAAGUCUGGGUCCCGUAACACAAAGGUUAGCGAUUAAUCGUAUGCUUGAAUUUCACAAUUGAUUAUACCUUAUAAUCAAUUGUAAAAAAAAUGUAUGAUGAUUGCUAAGCUUUGUGUUACGGGCCCCUGGGCGCCGUAACACAAAG